AUGCCAGCUGCUGACUUCGACAUGGUGGUUGACAGUCCCCGGUUACACGGGGGUAAAGCCCCCGCCUCUACCCCCAACAACGAGAACGUUGUCCCGGCUUCCCUAAGCAGUCCUGCUGUGGAUAUCCUGCGGAACUUCUACCAUACCAAGCGUGUGGGAAACUACUUGAUCGGGAGGAAACUUGGAGAGGGCUCCUUCGCUAAAGUCCGAGAGGGACUUCAUGCCAUGACCGGAGAGAAGGUUGCAGUAAAGGUGAUAGAUAAGAGGAAGGCGAAGAAGGACUCGUAUGUGACUAAGAACCUUCGUAGAGAGGGUCAUAUCCAACAGAUGAUCAGACACCCCAACAUCACCCAGCUGCUGGACAUACUGGAGACUGAGAACAGUUAUUACCUGGUGAUGGAGUUGUGUCCUGGAGGAAACCUCAUGAACCGGAUCUACGAUAAGAAGAAGCUGGACGAGAGAGAGACGCAGAAAUACGUACGGCAGCUGGUGAUGGCUGUGGAACAUCUACACAGAGCCGGAGUGGUGCACAGGGAUCUGAAGAUAGAGAACCUACUGCUGGAUGAACAGGACAACAUCAAGCUCAUAGAUUUUGGUCUCAGUAACUGUGCAGGGAUCCUGGGUUAUUCAGACCCGUUCAGUACGCAGUGCGGGAGCCCAGCCUACGCUGCUCCAGAACUACUGUCCCGCAAGAAGUACGGACCCAAGGUGGACGUCUGGUCCAUAGGAGUGAACAUGUACGCCAUGCUGACUGGCAGCCUCCCCUUCACGGUGGAGCCCUUCAGUCUCAGGGCUCUGCACCAGAAGAUGGUGGACAAGGAUAUGAACCCUCUACCGCCCUCUCUCUCUACAGCGGCCAUCUGUCUAAUGAAGAAGCUGUUAGAACCAGAUCCAGCUAAGAGACCCAACAUCCACCAGGUCAUGUCUGACUCCUGGCUACAACUGGCUAACGCUAACACUGGAGCACCCUACCUCAACAGGAUCCACAUUGAGGAGAUCAACCACAUGGUAUUACUCCAUAUGACAGAGAGGAUGGGCUAUAAACACAGCGAGGUGCUGAGCGCCGUGCUCACCAACAGAGCCUGUCACACCCUGGCCGUCUACUUCCUGCUCAACAACAAGAUGAAGAGGCUCUCCAAGGAGUACAGGGAGAAGGUGUACCAGGAGAAGGAGAAGAAGACCGAGAAGAAUGAGUACUUCCAAACCCAGUGGAGGAAACACGUAGAGAAGGUCACCAUCCCUCCUAAACAGACUCCUGUCUACCUGGCCAAAUCCUUUCACGCUCUGUGUUAUCUGGAGAGCUGA
Messenger RNA from Salvelinus namaycush (lake trout), 1305 nucleotides. It is a transcript of the gene hunk, whose product is annotated as hormonally up-regulated Neu-associated kinase. Gene Ontology annotation, cellular component: cytoplasm. Gene Ontology annotation, molecular function: protein serine/threonine kinase activity; ATP binding. The record is from RefSeq and is a predicted model, not a curated record. Bases 1 to 1305 code for a protein of 434 amino acids. The transcript is spliced from 10 exons. Gene Ontology annotation, biological process: protein phosphorylation; intracellular signal transduction. NCBI's taxonomy places the organism in Eukaryota, Metazoa, Chordata, Actinopteri, Salmoniformes, Salmonidae.